AUGAAGUUCCAUCGCAAAAGGUUGGUAAUCAGCUCUCUUGAGGCGAGUGACGCGCUAUAUCUAACUAUUGAACAUAAAAGAUCAUCUGAUCUCGAGGAUGAGGACUCCCACAGCUCGAUUGUACACGAUUCGGUAGCGAGCCCCGGAUCGUGUCUUUCUAGGAUAUUGCCACGCCGCAUCCAGCGCAAAUUCAAAAAGCUCCAAGACAGCCAGCGAGAAUGGGCUACAGGAGUGUUGCUCUGUGCCUAUGGUACCUCCAUCAUACUGUUCAUAAAUGUAGUCUUGACGAUUACUGCUGCCAGCAUGUCAUAUUCUAAAUAUCAAAGCCAGGGGUACAAUUACUUGGCCCUGUAUCAAGGGAAUUGUUCCACUUCGAAAAACUUGGCCCGUGGUAUGCACGGGCUGAUUAACGUGCUUAGCACGCUCAUGCUGGCGGCGAGUAACUACUGCAUGCAAUGCUUGAGUGCCCCAUCUCGUCAGAGCAUCGAUGAAGCGCAUGCCCAACGGAAGUGGAUGCAUAUCGGGGUCCCCAGUUUGAAGAAUCUCCGAUCAAUUGGCCUAAAAAGUCAAAUAUUAUGGACAUUGCUAUGCAUUACUUCUGUGCCGAUCCAUGCAAUAUACAACUCCACUGUGUUUUCUACACUUGCUACCCGUGAAUAUGGCAUUUACGUUGCGUCUUCUGAUUUCGAUCCAAAUGGUCCGCCAAAAGGAAAUUUGGCUUAUCCAAACUGUUUCGAUGAACACGCAGCUGAGAAUAUGUCGGAUUUCUACUCAAAGAUACCGACAUUCGACAAACUUCCUAUAUCCAAGUGUCAAGAUGCCUAUGCGGUUGACUUCAAUCCAAACCGGGGAACCGUGAUCCUUGUGACCAACAGCCCGAAAGCGGGAAACACAUCACUACUCUACACAGGAACGGGGAAUUGGCCAGACCGGGUUGGUGAUCCCAAAAACUGGGGCUAUAGUUGGAUGUGUAGUGGUAGUGAUUGCUCCAGGGAAAUGCUGGAAGAGAACACAAAGUCCGCCCAUGGGAAAUGGUCUAUAUCCGCAGAACUAGACUACUCGCCAACAAGUCGGGUCGUCGAAUCCACUGUCAGCCACUGUUUGAGUGAAAAGGUGGACGAGAAAUGUCAGUUUCUUUUUAGCCUACCUCUCUGCCUCGCAGUCAUACUGUGCAAUAGUAUCAAAGUGUUGGCGAUGUUCUUGACAGCCCAUGGUAGUAGGAGGGAAGUACUCCUUACCAUUGGGGAUGCUAUGUCAUCAUUUCUCUCUAAUCCUGAUAAAACCACUGUGGGAAAUUGUUUGUUGUCAAAAUCGAGCAUUCAAGCUUCAGAGUCAUGGAAGCCGUCAUCUGUCAGUGCUCACAUUCUACAAAAAGGACGCCAAGCCACCCUUCCCAAGAGACAGAGAUGGGUAUACUCCGUGAGCCGCAGAGAUUGGAUACUUCUCAUCAUUAUAAUUACACUUGUUUUCUCGCUUUCUGGUUACCUUCUUGCUUCAACUAUUAUUGGACUAAGUGAUUCCAACAAGGAUUCCCUUCGGGGAAUUUGGAACCUAGGUUUCGGUACUGUCUCGCCGUCUGCCAUAAUGAGAACCAACAGCUACAGUACCUACUAUCGAUUUCUACCGACGGUUUUGCUCGCAAACGCCCCUCAGAUAAUCGUCUCAAUGGCUUAUUUCCUCUACAACAGUACACUAACGUCUAUGCUUAUUGCUACCGAGUAUGACGGCUAUGGCACGGACCGAAAGCCAUUACGCGUCUCCUGGCCCAAGGGACUACAGCGUUCGACCUACUACCUCAGUCUUCCUUACAGAUACAGCAUUUGUCUCCUGAGUGCCUCUGCAGCACUGCAUUGGCUGAUCUCUCAAAGCUUGUUUUUUGUGGCAAUCAUCCCACAUUCCAUAGACGGGACGCCCACACCGAACUCUGAAAGAGUGACAUGCGGAUUUUCUCCGCUUUCGAUCAUCUUCGCUAUGUCUCUAGGCGUCCUGAUGGUUGGUGCAAUCCUGGCCCUAGGAAUGAGACGAUUCAAGUCCAACAUCCCUCUUGCCGGCAGCUGCAGCGCUGCAAUCAGCGCUGCAUGUCAUCCUCUGUCCGAUGACGAGCAUGCACUGAGACCCAUUAUGUGGGGAGAGGUCCAAAUACCACGAGCCGAGCCUGCGAGCCUUCCCCUCGGCACAAAUGAGGAGACAGGCACCUCGGAGUCUGAACUAGACGCAAGAGGCCGUGAGGCUCGCAGAGACCAGUCGAUCCAAGAAAGCGGCGUGAGCCUGUUAGUCAGGGAUGAUAUGUCUGAUGACAGUGGGGCGUCCUACGGACACUGCAGUUUUACUUCCCACGAGGUCAUCACUCCCAGUCCGCUGCGUCGGUAUGCAUGA
Molecule: messenger RNA, 2376 nt
Organism: Aspergillus campestris IBT 28561
Lineage: Eukaryota; Fungi; Ascomycota; Eurotiomycetes; Eurotiales; Aspergillaceae
Exons: 4
Coding region: 1-2376 (791 amino acids)
Source: RefSeq, a predicted model, not a curated record